This is a messenger RNA of Limulus polyphemus (Atlantic horseshoe crab), 1591 nucleotides long. RefSeq names its product enoyl-CoA delta isomerase 2, mitochondrial-like. Bases 29 to 1255 code for a protein of 408 amino acids. The record is from RefSeq and is a predicted model, not a curated record. Lineage: Eukaryota; Metazoa; Arthropoda; Merostomata; Xiphosura; Limulidae. The transcript is spliced from 10 exons. Gene Ontology annotation, molecular function: fatty-acyl-CoA binding.
AGCUCACGUGAAUUGUUAAACUUUAAACAUGGCGUUACGAAGAGGUGUUUCUCAGGUGUAUUUGAAUUUGAAGGCUGAUAGGUGUACCAGGAAAUGGCCACUCACUCAAUUCACCAAGCAACAUCAGAACUUGUUUGCUCAGUCAAGUUUUUUUGGCUGCCUUGGUGUUAGAAUGUGCAGCAAUUUAAACAGUAGGUUUGAUAGUGCCAAAGAAAAACUAAAUACUUUAAAAGAAGAUCCAGGUAACAAAGUCAAACUCAGAUUGUACAGCUUAUUCAAACAGGCAACAGUUGGUUUGUGCUCUGGAAAAAAACCACCUGUUUUUGAUUUUGUUGCAAAGGCCAAAUGGGAGGCUUGGAACUCACUGGGGUCUAUGUCCCAGGAAGAUGCAAUGAAAGAAUACAUAAAAACAGUAGAAGAACUAGCAGGAAAAGAAAAAGUUACAAGUGACAACAGCCAAAGUUCAUCUAACUCUAGUCAGUACAAUGGACUUCAAGUGUCAACCCAGAAUGGAAUAACCACUGUCAAACUGAACCGACCAGAGAAAAAAAAUGCUCUGACUACUCAGAUGUACAGAGACAUUUCUGAAAUCCUUUCUAACACUGCCAAGGAUAAAAGUUCCGUAAUAACGCUUUUUACAGGAGCAGGUGACUAUUACUGUAGUGGAAAUGAUCUUGGAAAUUUCAAUCUGCCCCCUGGUGUUGACAUUGCCCAGAUGGCCAAGGAUGCAAGUGUGUUGCUGAGAGAUUUUGUGGAUUCUUUCAUCACUUUUCCAAAACCAUUAGUUGCAGCUGUAAACGGACCCGCAACUGGCAUAUCUGUGACACUGCUAGGACUCUUUGAUGUUGUAUAUGCUUCAGAAAAGGCUACAUUCCAUACCCCAUUUAGUUUACUUGGCCAAUCACCAGAGGGUUGCUCAUCUUAUAUAUUUCCAAAGAUAAUGGGACCAUCAAAAGCAAGUGAAAUGUUGCUGUUUAAUCGCAAGAUUACAGCUGCUGAAGCAAAAUCUUGUGGAUUAGUCAGUGAAGUAUUUCCUGAUACUACAUUUGAAGUAGAUGUCUCUAAUCAAUUUAAAGGACUCGAAGAAAUGUCUAUAAAUUCAAUAAUAUAUGCUAAGAAGCUUGUUCGAGACCUAGAUCGAGAUCUCCUACAUAAAGUUAACAAGGAAGAAUGUGAACGACUGGUAGAACGGUGGCAGUCUGAAGAUUGCAUGAAAGCUAUAAUGGCAUUUUUUCAGAAAAGAUCAAAGAAUUAAUUUUUAAUUUAUUUUGCAUAAAAUUCUGUGAUUCUAAGAAUACAGCUGGAAUGAAUUUUAGACAAAUCAUGAUUAUCUUCUUAAUCUGUGGGAGUGGCUUACAUUCUGGACUGGAAAUCAAAUGUUUUUUUUUAAAUAAUGAAAUAUAAGCCUUGAAGAGUGAGAUUGAACAAAUAAAAAUUUUGUAUCAAACAAAAUUUGGAAAAUUUAAAGUCAGUGAACAGCUGAAUUGAUUGGAAUUGAUGUAAAGUUUAUUUGUAACUUUUUAACUGUUUGUUUAUUUCCAUAUUAACCUGUUUGGGCAUUAAGUUUUUUCAAUAAAAAGCAGUUUGGAAA